AUGGAGCAUCAUCUUCUUUGUACUUUUUCAUCUUUACUAUUACUCUUCUUAUUCAGUUCUAUUCCUGUAACCAGCCAAUUCACAUUUGGCAGCAGCAGCAAACAAGCUCAUAAUUAUGCGAAUGUCUCGUGUAUUGAGAAUGAACGACAAGCUCUUCUUCAAUUCAAGCAUGGGUUGAUAGAUGAAUCAAAUCGUUUGUCAUCUUGGAUUGGAGAAAGUUGUUGUUCAUGGGAAGGGAUUAGUUGCCACAAAACCACUGGUAGUAUUUUGAAACUUGAUCUGCACAACACGGUGCCACUCUAUUCUGAUGAUGAUGAUUUUCUUUGCAAAAAUUGCUUGGGAGGCCAAUUAAGUCCAUCUUUGGUCCAUUUGACCAAUUUGCGAUACUUGGACUUGAGCUCAAAUAAUUUUUCAGGAAUCCAAGUUCCCGCAUUCCUUGGAUUGUUGAAAAACUUGAGAUACCUCAAUCUCUCAAGCACAGGAUUUGAUGGUGAAAUUCCCCGUCAUUUAGGAAAUUUGUCACAUUUACGGUAUUUAGAUCUUGGAAAUUUUGUUUUCUCCUCAAUACAGAAUUCAUUGAGCACUAAGGAUCUCGGGUGGGUUGCUGGGCUUUCUUCUCUAGAAGGCCUAGUCCUCUCCAGGGUGAACCUUACAGCCGCUCAAGAUGGAUUACAGUCAGUUAACAUGCUUCCUUCACUAACAACACUAGACUUGAAUGGUUGUGAUCUUUUCAUCCAUCCUCAUCUUUCACAUGUCAAUUUCACAUCUCUUGCUUUCCUUGAUCUCGGUGAAAAUAAUUUCAACAACUACAUGGUCCCUCUUUGGCUCCGUAAUCUUACUAGCCUCCAUGAUCUUCGUCUUGGUGUUAAUAAUCUUUCUGAUCCAAUUCACGGCCUGUUUGACCAAAUAACCUCUCUAGUUCAUCUCGAUCUAUCUUUAAACCGCUUUGAUAUUUCAACGUUGAAAUCACUUUGUAAUGCAAGCAGUCUUACUUAUUUGGAUCUGAGUUUUAAUAAUGUGCAAGGGUCAAUACCAAGUGAAAUAAACCAGCUUUUAAAGCUAACAAACCUGUUGUUGUCCUUUAAUAAAUUAAAUGGUACCAUACCGACCAAUCUUGGGCAGCUGACGUGA
Messenger RNA from Coffea eugenioides, 1131 nucleotides. RefSeq names its product receptor-like protein EIX2. The transcript has a single exon. The record is from RefSeq and is a predicted model, not a curated record. The coding region runs from base 1 to 1131 and encodes 376 amino acids. Lineage: Eukaryota; Viridiplantae; Streptophyta; Magnoliopsida; Gentianales; Rubiaceae. Gene Ontology annotation, molecular function: protein binding.